UUAGUAUUUUGUUAUACCAGAAUUGCGUUUACUUUUCUUAUCCUUGUAUUGCACUAUUUGAUCGAUCUAGCAAAACACCAAAACUUGGAUGCGAGUCCCUUCUUCUACAAGAACCAUGAGUGCUUUAAAUUUGGAUCGUUUGGCGGGACUUUAUGAUAAAAAAGAUUGGCAAAGCUGUAAAAAAGAGCUUGUCAAUUUAAAGCUAGAAUUAGCUAAAGAGAAUCUGUUCUUACCGACCAGCAAUAGAGAAAAAAGCAUCUUUGCAAGAAAUGUAUUUGAAUAUGGUGUGCUAGUAUCGAUUCAGACGUCGGAUAUCGAGGCAUUUGCACGUUAUGCCAGUCAAGUCGUUCCCUUUUACCACGAUUCGGCUCUUGCUCCUUCCCCGAGAAUGGGUAUGGUGACUGCACUCAACCUUCUGUACUUGCUGUCGGACAACCGUAUUGCAGAAUUCCAUACUGCCUUAGAGUCUGUACCAGAAAAGUCAUUAUUUGAAAAAGAUCCACACGUUGUUUGGGUUAUGUCGCUAGAACAAAAUGUUAUGGAAGGCGCCUUUGACAAAGUUGCGUCGAUGAUCCAGUCCUGCGCAUUCCCCGAAUUCAGUUAUUUUAUGAAGAUCGUCAUGACUAUGGUCCGUAAUGAAAUUGCAACCUGCGCAGAAAAAGUAUAUACCACGAUUCCUCUUGCGAAUGCGACAAGCUUGUUAUAUCUUCAAAAUUCCAAAGAAACUGAGGCUCUGGCUGCUGAACGUGGGUGGACCAUCAAAGAAGGCAUACUUCAUUUCCCCAGUGAAAGCAAUGUGGUUGAUAAUGAAGAUGCCAUGAUGCUGGAUGAAGAACAACAAUUGGAACUUCCUCCUACAGCAGACAAACAUACAAUCCAAAGUGUUCGUCAGCUGUUGCAGUACGCAGCCGAGAUGGAACAAAUUGUUUGAUUAUGAUGAUGACUUGAUAUCUUUAGACUUGGCAAGAAAAUAUAUGUUAAAGGUAAUGAUAGUAGCUUCUACAUGUUAAGAAAAAUGAACAAGAUUGAAUAAAGGUGA
Molecule: messenger RNA, 1039 nt
Organism: Schizosaccharomyces cryophilus OY26
Lineage: Eukaryota; Fungi; Ascomycota; Schizosaccharomycetes; Schizosaccharomycetales; Schizosaccharomycetaceae
Product: 19S proteasome regulatory subunit Rpn12
Exons: 2
Coding region: 89-931 (280 amino acids)
Biological process (GO): proteasome-mediated ubiquitin-dependent protein catabolic process
Cellular component (GO): nucleus; proteasome regulatory particle, lid subcomplex; cytosol
Source: RefSeq, a predicted model, not a curated record